Molecule: messenger RNA, 741 nt
Organism: Caenorhabditis briggsae
Lineage: Eukaryota; Metazoa; Nematoda; Chromadorea; Rhabditida; Rhabditidae
Exons: 4
Coding region: 1-741 (246 amino acids)
Source: RefSeq, a predicted model, not a curated record
AUGAAUCAAGAAAUCAAAAACUAUGAAUAUAUACAGUGUCCAAAAAUGCAGAAAACGGGCGUAUCGAAAAGCUUAGAAUUUGUAUUAUCUGCAAAAAGUUUGUCUAAUUGGGACCAAACUCAUGAAGACCCUGGCUACGCCUACAUUAUUCAUAAUCAUAAACCAACGGACCCCAGAACGCAAUUUUCAAAUAUAUUAUCGUUUUACUGGCGAAAACACUGGAGGUUCGUACUUGGUGGAUUAGGACUUUUUAUUGUAUUACUUUUAAUUAUUUUAAUUGUCUUAUUAGUUCCUAAACGAAAAUUGGUAGUUCAAACCGAAACAACUACUACGCGAACAGUCAUCUGCGCGUAUGGCUUUCAACUAAUCCAUAAUCAUAAGUGCUGGAAAUUAUUCACAGAAAACAGAACUUUUUCCGACGCGGAACGCAACUGUGAAACGUUAUAUGGUUCUAGUUUAGUUUCUAUAGAAAACAAAGCGGAAAAUUAUCAGCUUGGACUUUUGGCAAAGAUUGAAAAUCUUCCGAUCUGGAUUGGUUUGCAAUGUGAAGGAAAUCAGAACGGUGAUUGCUUCUGGGUCAAAAACAAUGAAACUCUGGGUGUGUACAGCAAUUUUGGAACAGAUAACCCAAACUGGUUCAACGGAAGCUGCAUCUUUUAUGACAACAAGGGAGAGUGGAUCAGCAAGGCUUGCGAUGAAAAACUGCCAUAUGUUUGUGAAACUGAAGCAACGAAUUUCUAA